ACCAUCAUCCCUGACACCACGUUUUCUUUCGUUACAGUAAAAGUCGAAUCUGAAUCACUCUGACUCCAUCUAUCUUGCCGUAUCUCCCCUAGAGGAUGUAUUGCAGACGACGACAUCGUAAGGCAUCUCAAUAACAAUUCUACGUCAGCCAAACAUGUCGAAAACUAGUCAUCACUUUCGCUUGCACGAACCUUUUGAGCAUGAAAAAUAUCAACUAGAGCAUGCUACCGCCCCUCUGGGAUUCCUCAACCCGACACGAGCUCGCUUUCAACUAGACGGUGCUGUUCCGUCAGACGCGGCCGCUUCCACAGAACCCGGCGACAGUGAAGGAAGCGAAGACAUUGGAAAGGAGCGUCAUGACCAGCAUCAAAAGGACGAGGAUGUUCCAGCAGAGAAUGUCCGCUUCCUCUGGCGGGCGCGCGACAAUCGCAAGGGUCGACACGCCCUCCUUGUUCAGAAGCCACGACCCGGGGAGGAGACGCGGUAUUUAACUCCUCGACGAACGACUCAUUAUAAAGAAGUCUUUAAAAACAUCAAAUUGACCUUUACGUAUUUCCCCGUGUGGGAUAUCUCGUGGCUUGUGGCGCUCAUAUUCACCUUGGGGAGUGUGGUUUGGGUUAUCAAUGGCUUUUUUGCCUGGCUGCCCCUCGUGGCGCCAUCUACCGAAUUUCACAAUGAGAGCUACAUAGGUGGAGGUGUGACUGCAUUCAUCGGGGCCAUUAUCUUCUUCGAGACAGGAUCCAUUCUCCUAAUCAUCGAAGCCGUCAAUUCAAACAACUCAGGCUGUUUCGGUUGGGCAGUCGAACGACUUCUCGAGGACAACCAAGGUGCUUCUGGAAAACCCAUGUACCGCUUUCGCGCGAGCCGCCAUCAUUGUCGACAUCAUCAUCAGAAUCGUCGCAAUUUCAUCGGAAAGCCAUCUCGCACUCUCGCCGAGGAGGCACAAUUAGCUGCACAAAAGUCCAAGGACGGCCCAAGUUGGCGAUGGUUCCCAUCAUGGCACGACCUCCGUACACACUAUAUUCACGAGUUGGGCUUCCUUGCAGGAGCAGCUCAACUGUUCGGUGCAACAAUCUUUGGAAUAUCGGGUUUCACUGCGUUACCGGGGAUCAACAACCAUCUGGAGCCUCAACGCGUCUUGAAUGGCGCAUACUGGAUUCCACAGGUCAUUGGCGGCAGUGGGUUCAUUGUGAGCAGUUCACUAUACAUGCUCGAGACGCAACAGAAGUGGUGGAAGCCAGCAUUUCAUAUUCUCGGCUGGCACAUCGGAUUUUGGAAUUUUAUUGGAGCCAUCGGCUUUACUCUUUGCGGAGCACUUGGAAUGGCCUACGGCAAUUCUGGAGCACAGUACCAAGCUUCACUAUCAACAUUCUGGGGAUCUUGGGCUUUCUUGAUCGGCAGCUAUCUGCAGCUCUACGAGAGCUUGGAUACACAUCCUGUGGAAGAAGUCUCUUCGCAAACCGUUUUUGAUACUACAAAGUAAGAUGUAACAUUAGGCACAGGUCCGGAAGUGGCAGAUCUUGGAGCGAUAGACGGGCAGGAAAAAGUAAUCCCUCAUAAUCAAAUGCUUCACCGUAUAUUACCCCGGCCCACCACAGAACCAGGAAACGCUCUUCUAUUCUUUGUC
Messenger RNA from Exophiala oligosperma, 1627 nucleotides. RefSeq lists its product as uncharacterized. The record is from RefSeq and is a predicted model, not a curated record. Bases 155 to 1483 code for a protein of 442 amino acids. NCBI's taxonomy places the organism in Eukaryota, Fungi, Ascomycota, Eurotiomycetes, Chaetothyriales, Herpotrichiellaceae. The transcript is spliced from 3 exons.